This is a messenger RNA of Biomphalaria glabrata, 8218 nucleotides long. Its product is annotated as rap guanine nucleotide exchange factor 6-like. Gene Ontology annotation, cellular component: plasma membrane; apical plasma membrane. Gene Ontology annotation, molecular function: guanyl-nucleotide exchange factor activity; protein binding. Bases 797 to 5728 code for a protein of 1643 amino acids. Lineage: Eukaryota; Metazoa; Mollusca; Gastropoda; Planorbidae. The record is from RefSeq and is a predicted model, not a curated record. Gene Ontology annotation, biological process: Ras protein signal transduction; positive regulation of GTPase activity. The transcript is spliced from 30 exons.
CUUUUUAGCAGAAGCACCGAGUUGUUUGAUGAUACUUUCAUUGUCUAGGAUGUGGCAGUCCCACUAGGCAUAGAGGUGCGUUGAUUGUCUCCUCUCUGAAAGUAUCUUGAUCUUGACUCCCACCACAGACCUGCACUUUGCUGGUGUUUGUUUAACAUUCCCCCCCCCCUUUCCUACGGUACAUUGUGUGUGUACCGUGGUGACAAGGUGAGAGCCUGCUUGUAAUGGAUGUUUCUGAGUCGUCUGCUCCAUCAUGUUGGCACGGAAAUCUUCGUCUUAUGGAUUAUAGACCUGCUUCUUCACUUUAUAAUCCGCUCCGACAAGGACAUAACUGUGUGCGGACUUGGUUCAUUGGUUUGGGACACUGAAGAGUUCAUUGAACGGAGUUCUAAGUUCUAGGUUUCUACAGUUUUGUUUGACGCGUUCGCGAUUCUUGCCUAAUAAAAGAUAACGUUGUUGCUUGUUGUUUGAAUGACUGGACUUUGGGUAUUAUCUGGCUUUGAUAGAACUAAUUAGUUUAGGCAAGCGUCGACCUGUUGGACGUAUAUAUAGGGCGUUCACUCGUAUUCAUGUGAGCAUUCUAAUUAACUCUACGUGGCGAUAAGCUUUCUUUGAUUGUUUUCUAAUUGACGCAGUCGCACUGUGAUUUGUCUUAUCUUGAAUAACCGCGUUUCUUUGCGACAUAACGUAAUAACUUAAACAAAUUGAAGCCGAUAAAAAAAUGAUGCACUAAACUUUUUUACAAACACAAUAACGAAAUAAUUUUAUUUUGAUAUUAAUUAUCAAUUAAUUAUCGAUGAUGGGUGAUAGGAGAAAGACGCUAAACAAUCCGAGGGGAGCUAAUCAAGGCGUGAAUACAAGACUCUUAGUUGUGUCUGGCAAUGUUCAAGAUUGGAUAUACGUCGAUAACAGACACCAGCGCAGAGCCAGGUUAGUUCUUUGUCCUCGCCCACUGAGGUCACUGAAUGGUUGUGUGAGGGGCGGUCAGUAUAUGGUCGUCGGACAAUCACGGACAGCCACCACCGGGAGAUACCGCCCUCCAGAUUCCAGUAACAGAACGGCAAUAAUGCCAAAGACUGAACAAGAACAUUGGGCGGUGGAUAAAGGCGGGGGAGGCAGGCCCGUAGCGCACGUGAGAAGUGUGUCAUGUCCUGUUGAGACAGUGGACGGUGUCCGUGAUCAACAGUUUGUUUCCAAUGUUUGGCAUCUAGGUAACCGUUAUUUCACUAGCCGACCUUACUUCAUGAACAAGGGCGUCUUUGAUCUGUCCACGCAGCAUCUGUACCGCCUGUUCCUCGUGCCUUCCACAUCAAUGAACCCUUUGAACUCAUCAAUCGCUUCUCACCAGACACCACGACAACCAUUUCAUUGUCAUUCUACUACAAUGGCUGGAGUUAAGAAUGUGGCGCCACUCAGUGGAUUCCAAGAAACUGAUUUAGAUCAGGAUGUACAGAUUGAAACUAGCCCAUCUGGCAAGUGGACACAGCAGUCCCCAUCUAGGAUACAGCGACCACUGGAGAGCCCUGGAUACAAGCUGGAACCAUACCUUUCAGAACCCCACAGUGGUUCUCAUCAUAUUUCUUAUGAUCAGGAUAAUAUGCCCAACACCAGAAUGUUGUUGAAACAGGCAUGUAGCCCAUGUCAGGAUAUUAUUGUUGAAACACCAGAUGACUGUGAUGAGGUGUUCUGGCCAACACCUCUGACACAAAGUAGUUCUAAAGGUGCAGCACUCAGCUUUGGACGAAGAAGUCAAAACAGUUUGAGAAGGACUAGUGAAUGUUUGACGCUAGAAGCUUCUGAAAUGAUUGUGAUUGACUAUCCAGAUGCUGCAACCUUGAAGUCUAGUAAUUCUAAGGCUGUUGUUUCUGCAUCUCACAUAGAACUGCUUUUGAAUGAUGGGAGGCCAAAUGACAGUCGACCAAUGAGGAGGAUGAACUCUGACAGUGUUAUUGAAGGGCAUUUACCAGAAGACUUGAUGCGCCAUGGCCAUCCCAUACUUGGUGUGGGUGAAAGCUUUGGGGGUUUGGACAACCCUGGAAAUAAACGUUCUUCCAGAGCCAGUGACACUUCCAGUGCUUACUCAGGAUCAGAUUUGAUGCACACAUCACUGGAUGAUGCUGAUGUUCAUGAUAUUGAUCUGAGUGGAAUGGGAGAAAGUUUAGUUGAUUCUGACGAUGAAGAAGGCUAUGCAGAUUCAGCAGAGUCAUUUUCUAUACGAGAUGCCGAGAGAGAUUGUUUGGAGAAAGAGCCGUCACAAAGAACUGAAGAAGAUAUUCAAAUACUUUUAAAUUUUACACAGCAUUUAAAAGCAUUUUCUAAUAUGACUGAACACACUCGCCGACUUUUGUGUGAAGUAAUGGUGUUUGCCAUUGUACCCCUGGAGGGAACUAUUGUGAUGAAAGAUGGCGAAGAGCUGGACUCUUGGUCUGUUAUACUUAAUGGUGAGGUGGAGAUAACACGCCCCAAUGGAACGAAAGAAAGACUUCAAAUGGGGGACAGUUUUGGCAUCAGUCCUACAAUGGAGAAGUUAUAUCAUCAAGGAGUUAUGAAAACUGUUGUUAAUGAUUGUCAGUUUGUUUGUAUAGCGCAGUCCAGUUUUUAUAGGAUCUUACAUCAGGGAGAGGAAAAUAUCAAGAAGCACGAGGAGAAAGGCAAAGUGGUGAUGGUAACAGAACAUAGAGAAUUAGAUGGAGGGAAUAGAAAAGGUCAUGUAGUCAUUAGGGGUACUCCUGAGAGGCUCAUGCAGCAUCUGGUUGAGAGCCAUUCCACUAUAGACCCAAACUAUGUGGAUGAUUUUCUUCUAACGUACAGAACAUUUUUAGACAGUCCAUUAGAACUGGUGAAAAAUUUGUUGGAGUGGUUCAAAAAUGAUGAACUCAAAACAAAUGUAACCAGGGUUGUUCUUCUUUGGGUCAAUAAUCACUUUAAUGAUUUUGAGACCAAUCCUGACAUGUGUGAUUUUUUAGAACAUUUUGAAUGUUUGUUGGAGAGAGAGUCAGAAAAUGAUUUUGAGAAGAUGAUGGGUCAGCUGAGCUUGCUCAACAUGGCCUGUGCUGCCAAGGCUCGCCUAAGAACUGUAACCCUGACCAGGGCCACCAGGGAGGAGAUGUUACACUUUUCAAUACUGGGUGGCUUGGAGAGGGGCUUUGGAAUAUUUGUCACAAAAGUCACACCAGGGUCAAAAGCUGCUGAAGCAGGAUUGAAAAGAGGUGAUCAGAUUCUUGAAGUGAAUGGCCACAAGUUUCAUCAGAUCUACUAUAAUAAAGCAUUGGAGAUACUGCGAGGAACCACACAUCUCUCUAUUACUGUCAAAUCUAAUUUACAAGAUUUCAAGAACAUGUUGAGGUCUUCAGACAAGGAUGGCAAGACUACACCCAACACACCCAGAAAAGUCAAACGAGAAGAUGGCAGUAUACCCAAUCCUAAACAGAGAUUAUCAGUACCUGACCUAGAUUCAACAGCUCCCAUUUUUACAACUGAGCCAAGGGAUAUAAAAAAGAAUGAGAAACGUUCUGGAAUAUUUGGUUCCAAUUCCAAGUUACGCAAAGCUUUAACCCAUUUUAACUUCAUGCCAAAGAAUAUCAAUGGGCGUGACACAGCCUCCAUUAAUCACUCUGAUGAAAGUCUUUAUUCCAAGCCAUCCAGAAAAUCUUCAACAUCUUCCUCAUCGUCCAACACUGGUGUUACUCUGAGUAAUCACUUUAGUGCCAGCAAUCCAGACAUCACUUCCAUUGGGCUGAUUGUGGAUGACAGAAAUGACAUGCCGGAACAUGUUGUGAAAGUGUACAGAUCUGAUCAGUCUUUCAAGUACUUGUUGAUUCACAAGGAAACUACAGCAAAAGAGGUUGUGAUGUUGGCAUUGCAAGAAUUUGGAAUAACUGAUCCAAGUUGUAAUUAUUCUCUAAGAGAAGUCACAGUGGAAAUGGAGAAGUUUAUCAAAAGCAAACGUUUACCAGACACACUCAGUAAUUUGCCUGAAAGAUUGAAUCUAAAUGGGCGGCGGGCCCUCCCUCGUAUACUUAGGUAUUACCUGAAGAACAACUUGACGUCUGAGCCUCUGAUACCGGACGAGCUGAUUGGUCAACUUCUUGCGGAAAGUCUGAUCAGUUUGCUUCAACUAUACCCUCAUGAGGUGGCCUGGCAGCUGACCCUUAAUGACUAUCGUGUGUUCAGAGACAUAGAACCCACUGAAUAUAUUGAUGAUCUCUACGACAUUAAGUCCAAAUAUGGAUGUCAUCAACUUCAUAAAUUUGCUGAGCUUGUGAACAAAGAGAUGUUCUGGGUUAUCACAGAGAUCACCAAUGAAACUAAUCUAGUCAAGAGAACAAAACUACUCAAACAUUUCAUUAAAAUAGCUAAACACUGUAAGGAUUGUAAAAAUUUCAACUCGAUGUUUGCCAUUCUGAGUGGCCUAGGCCAUGGAGCAAUAUCUCGAUUAAAACAGACAUGGGAAAGGUUGCCUAGUAAAUAUUCAAAACUUUUUGAGGAUCUACAGUCUUUUAUGGAUCCAUCUCGCAACAUGGCCAAGUAUCGUAAUCUCAUUAACAGUGAACAUGUUUCACCGCCAUAUAUUCCAUUUUAUCCAAUAUUUAAGAAAGAUCUAUAUUUCAUACAUCUGGGGAAUGAUGCAACUGUUGACAGUCUCAUUAACUUUGAAAAAUUACGCAUGAUAGCAAAAGAAAUCCGCCACAUGUGCAAUAUAUGUUCUACUAAAUAUGAUUCUAACAACAUGUUUCUAAGCACAGAUAGUAGUUUCCAAAGUGCGUUAGUCUCAGGUAUGACCACAUUGAAGAGAACCAAAAACAGGCGAGGCUCAGCUCUUCCCAAUUCCAAGAAAAUGUAUGAAGAGGCUCAGAUGACCCGUCGGGUUAAAUCUUAUUUAAGCAAUAUGCCAAGUAAUUCAGAUGAAGAUAAGUUAGCUGAAAUGUCCAAUUUGUGUGAGCCAUCAGUGAAAAGACGAGAUCCAUCUCCUAGUGUAAAUAACUCUCCCAAUAUGGAUGAGAGGAGAGUCAUGUCAGCUGCAGGUCCCAAAUUUGGUGCUGAGUCGCCAGGUGCAGUGAGAAAACUGAUGGCGCUCUCUGACAAAGUGAAACCCCACAAUCCUAAAAUCCCUGUAGGCAAAGUGACAGUGAGCCCUGUCUCAAACAGGAGGGGUCCAGGUCCCACCUCGCCACGAAUAGGGCUUCCCAGGCCGGUUCCAGUGAACUUGACACCCGAGAGUACAUGCCUCGGAGCAGGCCCUCGUAAACAGCCUGUCAGGACUGGUUCUGUAGGCUCAACAGACUCAUCCAGUCCUACUAGCAGUGUUCAUAGCUUUAAGAGUCAGCUGGCAUCUGAGAAUGAUUCUGGCCGUGGGAGCAUUUGUUCUAAUGUUUCCCCCAUACAAGUCAGGAGGUUUACCACCCCAACUGGCCCAGUGUACGCUGGUACUUAUAGCCCUGGUCCUGUCCAGCACAUUAGACCACCCCUACCCUCAUACAACACAGUCAAACGUAUUUCAGGCCCAGCAGUUCCAAAUAACAAUCCUGCUCCCCCUGUAAGUCGGCGGCCACCAUUGCCUGACUAUGAGGCAGCCACCAUAAUGGCCAGAAGGCAGCAGCAGCAACAGUUGCGGUCUUACUCACAAAGCAAUGUUUAUGUUGGAGUCGGUCAUGGUCCAGUGACUAGUGACAGUGACUAUGAUGUCCCACCCAUUGAAGGUGAAGAGGAGCAAGUCUCAGCUGUGUGAUUCAAUUUGUCUCUAUCUCAACUAUCAGUCUAUAUAAUCAUGUUGGAUAAACAUUUGGUUUAUCUGGUAUUAUUGACAAUUUCUGACAAUCUCUUUCAAUCGAAUGUGUGCUUGUGGUAUUUCAUUGUACAGGAUAGAAACUCCACUGGUGCUACACACUGUAUUUGGAUUCUAUGUCUCCUGCAACUGUUUGGAGAUUGUGUCUUCAGCUACUGUUCAGGGGAAUGUUUCUGCCACUUUUUGCUGAAUGCGUCUUUUAGGAUAUUGUUCUCCACUAGUCAUAAGACAGCUUGAACUCAGCACACUAAGUGCACCAUUUUAUUGUUAUAAAUAAGAUGAACAUAAUGCUUAUUAAACAAGGACUAAAUAGUGUCUCUCUAUCCACCUCAAAACUUGGCUAUGACGGAGUAGCUGGAGUGAAAAGUGCACCAAGGAAAUGAAGAAUUUAUUUAGACUCAUUUCUUGGUUGUUUAAGAAAAACCUUGGAUUGUUUCAAACUUGAUUGGUCAUUUAGAAAUUAAAAGCCUCCAAUAUUUGUUUAUUUUAAAUAACUCAUGUGAAUCACUCCAGAGCUGUUUUGAGCAAAAGUAUUAAAGCUUUAUUUCAUUGUUGUUGUUUUUUUUUUUCAAAUUACGUUUUUAAAUUUAAAUCAGCACUGAAAUAUUUUCACCAUAGUCCUUAUUCAUGUACAGAACCCUUGUUGAUCUACUUUAAAUUAUACCACUUAGCUUUUUUUCCCCAUCUUCCUCACUCUCAUGCUCAUAAAGAACCAUCUUUUUAUCAUCUGCUGGUAAAUCAAAAGGCCACAUCUCCUUCAGUCAUUUAAUCCAGUGCUUCCUUGUAAUUACCCUUGUGGUGCAUUUCCUUUGCUACUACAGUAGUUCAACUGUGAUAUCUACAAUGGUUCUCCACUAGACCACUAGCUUUUCAUCUUUUUUUUUUUGUUUCAUCAUGAAAACAAUGUAUCACAAUUGACAUUUUUAAAAUUGUUCCAUUUUUCACAUUUAUUAGUCUGUUGCUGAAUUAAAUUGAUAUACAGAUAACAUUACAAAACUCAAAAGAGCUAAAAAAAAAAAAAAAAAAAAAAAAAAAAAAAGGCUAAACUAGGAUAACAUUUACUGCUGCUGUGAAUUAUGUUGAAAUAAUUUUUUUUUAAGUUACUAAAUAAAAGAAAAGUGUUGUCCAUCUUUUGAACCAAGUGCUAAUGGAGAGAUCAUGAAGGCCAUGGGGUUGUGUGGCCAACACAACAACUGGUAUUCUUUACUUUAACCUAUUAUUACCAGUUAGUUCUUUGAAAACUGGAUGAACUUCAGGACUUAUGUUCAGUCUCAAGUUUUUAAAAAUCCUGACCUCUGCCAAGACUCUAAACCCGUCCCUUGUUUGACUUUGUGAAUUGAAUUUGUACUUAAUACUGGCACUAGACAAUACCUCUGUAUGAUGUGGUAAUGUAUUACUUCAUCCAUUGGCGGUAGCUGAACACAUUAACUAAUGUUUUUGUAGCAUUUGAAUAUAUGUACAUAUUUGUAGUUGAUACCUUUAGUUUGUGUGUCUGAUCUGUUGUGUACAUACAAGUGGCAUAGUUGUUGUUUUUAUAGGAAUUAACAUGUGACCUUGUCUCUGAAACUGGAGCUGAGAAACAAAGCAUGUUCAGGAUACUCAUUAUUAUUAUUAUUUCCUUUUUUUUUAAUUUUAGCUUUGACAAUAGAAAAGUUUGUUUCUGACAAAUGAAAACAAUUGUAUUUAAUUUAUCACUGCUCAUUUGACACCAAUGUCAUUGGUAUGUUACUGCAUUCAUUAUCAAGUUAUAAAAUCUAAUGAAGAUUUUAAUGUAAACAUAUCAAGAAUUUCAAAGACUUCACAGCAACAUCUGCCAGACACACAUUCAUGCACAUUUAGUCCCUUUCCAAUACAAAAGUAAGAGGAAAUAGUAAUUUGCUUGUUUUGAUACCAUACUAAACAGGAGUUACAAAACAAUGGCUUGAAAUUGAUAUUAGUGUUAAUUGCAAGGUACAUGCCUAAACUGUACAAUGGAAUGAUGAAUGAAAUGCUCAAACUUGAAACAAAAUGAUCCCAAAGUUAGUCUUGAACUAUAUUUGGCUUGUGUGGUUGCUUUUUGUUUUAUUGAUUAUCAUUAUACAAAAUUAAUAAUGUUCUAAUUUUAUAUCUCCACCAAGCUGUUAGUGAAUUAUUAUUGGACAAAUAAUUUUGUCAAAUUCAGCAUUUAAUUUAUAUAUUCUAAAAAGUAAGUUUGCAAUUUUCUAGUCCUUCCUAUUGAUGUUAUUAUCAGUAAUAGUUACUGAUUGUGCGCGCACACACACACACACAGUGACAGACAUAUCAGUAUAAUUUAAAAUGUAAUGUUUAAAAUUGUUUAUACUAGAAAAAGCAAAGCUAAUUAAGAUCCUAGUACUCCGUAUAUCAUGUCUUGGUUCUACAUAAUUCUAGUUCUUCAUAUGACAUGUCAUGUAAUAAAACACAUUUUUAAAAUUA